AUGAAUCCUGACACAAACGGCAGCGACGUGCAUCUAGAGAACACAAGUGUGACAUUGGACAAGUUUCUGGAGAAAUAUUUGGGCCCCCGUCGCUCACCCAUGUUUCUCCCCAUCUUCCUGAUUUAUCUGAUCAUAUUUUUAGUGGGUGUGGUUGGCAACGUGCUCACUUGCACGGUCAUCUCACGAAACAAAGUGAUGUGGACGCCAACCAACUACUACCUGUUCAGCUUGGCUGUGUCAGACCUGCUGGUGCUAUUGCUGGGGAUGCCACUGGAGCUCUACGAGCUGUGGCAGAACUACCCGUUCCUGUUAGGGAAGGGAGGUUGCUAUUUUAAGAUUUUCCUUUUCGAGACUGUCUGCUUGGCAUCCAUCCUUAAUGUGACAGCGCUGAGCGUGGAGCGCUACAUCGCUGUGGUGCACCCGCUACGUGCAAAAUACAUGGUGACGCGCACCCACGCCAAGCGGGUCAUCGUCACAGUGUGGGUUUUGUCGGUCUUGUGUGCUCUUCCCAACACAAGUCUGCAUGGGAUUUCCUACCUGUCUAGUAAUUCCUCCAGUCCAGACGGGCCAGAGAAGGUGGAGAUUCCUGACUCGGCCAUAUGUACAUUGGUGAAGCCUCAGUGGACAUAUAACCUGAUCAUACAAGUCACCACUUUACUAUUUUUCUUCCUGCCCAUGCUUACUAUUAGUGUUCUGUACACGCUCAUUGGGCUGCAGCUCAAACAGGAGAGGAUGCACCAAGCACUGGAAGCAAAGUCAGGCGCUGGUCAGGACAGUUUCUGUUGCGCCCGAACUCAACAACAAAAGGCCAGACGACAGCAGGUCACCAAAAUGUUGUUUGUUUUAGUGGUGGUUUUUGGGAUCUGCUGGGCCCCCUUCCACACCGACCGGCUUGUGUGGAGUUUCAUCACUGAGUGGACUAACAGCGAUCGCCAAAUCUUCGAGUAUGUGCACAUUAUCUCUGGAGUGUUAUUCUACCUCAGCUCAGCAGUGAACCCAAUUCUCUACAACCUCAUGUCCACACGUUUUCGGGAAAUGUUCAAGGAUGUCAUGUGCCACCGGGCUCACAAUGCCAUCCCGAGAAAAUAUUCGUUAAGUAUCACUCGAGUGACACUCCGCAGUAUCUUAAAUGAAGCUCCACUCAGUGUGGGAGCCAAUGUUGUGGAAGGAGAGGUUGAGGAUGGAGACCGAGUGGUGAAAGAGGAUUCCACUCUCGCAAGUUAA
Syngnathoides biaculeatus (alligator pipefish) is the source of this 1224-nucleotide messenger RNA. It is a transcript of the gene nmur1a, whose product is annotated as neuromedin U receptor 1a. Gene Ontology annotation, molecular function: neuromedin U receptor activity. Gene Ontology annotation, biological process: G protein-coupled receptor signaling pathway. The record is from RefSeq and is a predicted model, not a curated record. The transcript is spliced from 2 exons. Gene Ontology annotation, cellular component: plasma membrane. Bases 1 to 1224 code for a protein of 407 amino acids. Lineage: Eukaryota; Metazoa; Chordata; Actinopteri; Syngnathiformes; Syngnathidae.